Molecule: messenger RNA, 810 nt
Organism: Lytechinus pictus (painted urchin)
Lineage: Eukaryota; Metazoa; Echinodermata; Echinoidea; Temnopleuroida; Toxopneustidae
Product: serum response factor-binding protein 1-like
Exons: 1
Coding region: 1-810 (269 amino acids)
Source: RefSeq, a predicted model, not a curated record
AUGUGUGAGGAAAGCAACUCAGAGACAGAUCUUUGUGGAGCUGAAGAAGUUGAAAAGACAAGCAUCAAGAACACAAACAUUGAGAAGUUGGGCAAGGAUCAUGACCAGGAGAGGAACAGUAGUGAUGAGAUGUGUGAGGAAAGCAACUCAGAGACAGAUCUUUGUGGAGCUGAAGAAGUUGAAAAGACAAGCAUCAAGAACACAGACAUUGAGUUUUCCGAGAAUGAGGACGAAGACGAUCCAGACUAUGUGCCAGAGACCACCGAUUCAGAGGAUGAUGUACCACAGACUACCAAUUCAAAGGAUGAUGUACCGCAGACCACCAAUUCAGAGGAUGAUGUACCGCAGACUACCAAUUCAGAGGAUGAUGUACCGCACACCACCAAUUCAGAGGAUGAUGUACCGCAGACCACCAAUUCAGAGGAUGAUGUACCACAGAGUACCAAUUCAGAGGAUGAUGUACCGCAGACCACCAAGAGGAUGAUGUACCACAGACUACCAAUUCAGAGGAUGAUGUACCGCAGACCACCAAUUCAGAGGAUGAUGUACCGCAGACUACCAAUUCAGAGGAUGAUGUACCGCACACCACCAAUUCAGAGGAUGAUGUUCCGCAGACCACCAAUUCAGAGGAUGAUGUACCGCAGACUACCAAUUCAGAGGAUGAUGUACCGCAGAUUACCAAUUCAGAGGAUGAUGUUCCGCAGACCACCAAUUCAGAGGAUGAUGUACCGCAGACCACCAAUUCAGAGGAUGAUGUACCACAGAGUACCAAUUCAGAGGAUGAUGUACCGCAGACCACCAAGAGGAUGA